CUGAACAGAGUGGAUUGCUACUUUCGCGAAGCUGCUGUUUUUUCUGUCAGUUCUUUUUUCUACUAGACGCCAGCUACUGUUGAAAAUAUAAAGAUACUAAACACAUAACAUAUCAUCGAAGAAAGCAACGGAUUGAAGCUAGGACCGAAGAGAGCACACGAACGUGAAAUUAGUAUUUAGUUGGACAAACUCACUUCAACAUAAAGAAAAUCAAAAGAUUUCCGAAUGAAGUCUAGUUUAUUUGAUUGAUGAAGGUGAAAGAUUAUCUCAGUGAAUGUAGAAGGUGUUUGACUGAAUAAAUAAUGCUCUCGGAAUUGUUUGUCGUUCAGAGUGGAGUGAAUUAACAUCACUGACUGAUAAGUGUUAUCAUAGAGUGUGCGCAUGUUGCUGUGAAGCAAAACUUUGCGUUGGACCAAAAAAAAAAAAACUCUUGUUAGUGCACACAAAUCAAAAGAAAUUACAUACUUUGAACACAUUAAGUGAAUUGUUCGAAGAUAAAUACAAACUUGCGAAUGAAAAGUGAAACGUACAAUUCACGGUGACGGUGGCAAGUGGUGCAUGCAAAUUUAUGCUACUUAUGCAAGCGAAAGUACGCAAUUAAAAACGUUUUACUGAGUUAUUUAUUUAUACUAAUUAAAGUCUAAACGGAUUUUGAAAACUCGUAUCAGCUAAAAUGGCGCAAGAGAUGAUGUUUUAUCCAAAGGAAACGACUCCACAGACCGUUCCGGCUGGUGAUUUUACGUCAGACUUCUUCGCCUCAUACGCAGAGUUGUUUGAUUUGUCACUAUUGACACCAAGUGAUAGUGAGGUACCACUAAGCCCACAGUCCCAGCAAAAUCUUCAGCAGCAAGCGGCUAUUCAAACUGAUGCUAAUCAGUCACUCGAAUACAUCCCGGCAACGAUUUUUCAUGACGUACCGGCAUUGGUGCAACAGACGUUGCAGCAAAUGAAACAGGAAAAGUCAGUAUCCUGGACGGAAAACCUCGAGGAAUCUUCAUUGAAAUCCGCUUUGCAGGAGCAGCUGCAAGCAGGUCCUCAGUAUCAAUACUAUACUAGUACUUUGCUAAGUACUCCCCAGGAACAAUACGCGGUUUAUCCGCCAUCGCCGACACCCUCUAUUCCGGAUUUUCAGAGUCUCAGCAUUCCGCAGCCAUCUUCCAGUGCUUUAGUCUCAAUCAAGCAAGAGUACUGUUCACUCCCACCAUCUCCACCGGAUUCUAACGGAGCACCGUCACCGGUACACUGCACAGAAAUUAAAACCGAGUUUGACGUUGAACCAACAAUCGAUAUUGACUCCUUACUUGGUUCACCGAGGCAAACAGUAAAAGCAGAUUUCCCGAUAAAACAAGAGUUUCAGAUAUUGCGCGAACAUCUCCAGGAUACUAGUUUCCAACGUAAGCAUAACUUAAAACCACUUGAGCUGGAGUCGUUGAUCGGUGGUUUGACGACCCGUGCCGACAUAGGCUCGGUCUUUGAACUAGCCCUGCAGGAUGUUCAGGAUGGAAUACAGGCUACUUGCAACGCACUGGGAAUUUCGGUUGAUCCUCGUCAGUGGUCAACCGGUCAGGUUAAACAGUGGUUGGGACUGGCGUUGGCCAAAUACAACCUGACCCCACCGGUAAAUAUGGCCGUUUUAUUCCCGGAAAAUGGUGAGCAGCUGGCACAGCUCUCGAUCGACGAAUUUGUGCGACGCAUACCACAGGGUGGUGACAAACUGCAUGGGCAUCUCGAGCUUUGGAAGCAAAUCUACCGAUCUACGAUUGUCACCGGCGCCACGUCGACCGGACCGGCGGACGAGAUCAAUCCUUCUGCUCAGGACUCCAGCUCCCUUGAUACGGAAUCACUCAACGGAGACAACAGUGAGGAUGAGGACGAAGAAAUGGUUCUGGAUAAUUCAACGGCCGACUCUACAUCGUCGAUUGGACCCUCUGGAUCAACUCCAAUGGUCGGCAGUUCCACUAGCACCUCCAAACCCCGACAAGGUGGAUCCCAUAUUCAUUUGUGGCAAUUUUUGAAGGAACUUCUCGGCUCUCCGGACCAGCAUCAGAGUGCCAUUCGAUGGAUCGAUCGAAGCAAAGGGGUGUUCAAAAUCGAAGACUCGGUUCGCGUGGCACGUCUUUGGGGAAGGCGUAAAAACCGACCAGCCAUGAAUUACGACAAGCUGUCUCGGUCGAUUCGACAGUACUACAAAAAGGGCAUUAUGCAGAAAACUGAGCGAUCCCAGCGACUAGUUUAUCAAUUUUGCCAUCCGUAUUCAUUGUAACGCGGCAGUUCGUCGUAGAUUGUUUGCAUGUGCAUAUGUUUGGUCGAGUGUGUUUAUCGCGCAGGUACCGCGCUGUGAGAUUCAGUCUGUUUAUUGUUUAUUCUAGGUUAUUUUGCGUUAUUUACAAACUUGUGGUUGCGUGGUUGAGUGGAUGUGUAUUUAACGUGUAGAAUGUGUUGGCAGCAUAGCGUUUGAAUCCCAACCAGUUCAUUCGAAAUUAUUCCGAAUAGUUGAGAUUUACCCAUUCUAUUUCAAAUUUAAUAAUAAGUACCCAGCAAUCACUCUUUUGUAUUAUCGUAUCAAGUUUCGAUUGGUGACAAGUGGUAUUAACUUGUCCCGCGGAAGAUAAUAUUCUUAAAAUGAUGUGAUUUAUAAGACACCCGCAAAUAUUAUCUUGUCAUCUCGGGUUGCCUUGGUUAACAUUUCGUUAGUAUGACGGAAAUUGUUCCUAGGUGAAAUCUCUAUUAUCAGAAAUCUUCUGGAUUAUGUUCACAAUUCAUCAUAUGGUGAGCUCCUACUUCUUUGGACAGUCAUAGAAUUCUUCUUAGCAGGAACCAGAUAUCUCUGCAAUGCACUGAGGAAGGUAAUUUCUUUUAGUGUGAGUGUAUAAUCUGGGAUAAGAAAUAUGAAUUUCAGGCUGUCUGCGAAGUAGUGUUCUCGGUAGCCGUAUGGAACGAAAUCGAAUAUAACACGAGAUCUGAUUUUUUUUUAGUUUUUGCUGUAUUGCUUACCGUGUGAUCCAACUGUGAUGGUUUCUUGAUCUCCAUGGUGGCUAGACAAGAUCCACAAGUAGGACGCCGGUAAUUUUGGUCCCAUAUAUCUAUGAUAUAUUUUUAUUGUAAGUUCUAUGAACGAUACAAUUAAGAUGGUUUCUUUUUCGAAUAAAUACAAUGAUUUCUAUAAAUGAUUUUAAGUUUAUUAUUGUUAGCAUACAGUAAUUAAUUCUUAGUUCGUAAAUGUACAUAUAAAUUUGUUAGGCUAUCGUUGCAAUAUAGUUAAGCUAUCCGAUCGCACUACUGCAAAGCGAAUCGACAUAGAUUUAUUGUUACUUAAUAUGAAGGAAAAAAAGUCUUCGAUGAGAAACAAGAGCUCAUUUUCUUAUCGAAGACUUUUUCGUAAACCCAAUAAAACACUCGAUAUAAUAAGUUUGAAAUCUGUAAUGUUUUGAAUAAGGUUUUUCAAUGUAUUGUAAUGAAAUGGUAUUUAUAGUCAUGUAGUAUGGUGGCAGGGUACUAUUUUAGAAUGAUACAAAUUCAAAAACAGGAUUUUCAAGACCUAGCUGUAAGCACUCCAAAAACGAUUAACUAAUUGUGAUCUAAGUGCCUUAAUCAGAUAUUUAAUAAUAACAUAUAUACCUACUUUUUUAGUUUUACGAUCCGCUCAAAUUAAUGGUGGAUCAAAAUUAUUCACGUGGACAGCUUUCCGUACUACGAAAUCAUUUCAAACGUGUCACAGACACCUAUUAAAUUGAUAUUUAGUUAAGUUAAUCAUGAUAUGCCUAUCAAUUUGAUAUUUAGCUAAGUUAAUCAUGAUAUGCCUGUAAAUCUAUUUAUGAUAUUAAAUAAACGGUCUAACCACAACUCCAUA
Molecule: messenger RNA, 3850 nt
Organism: Malaya genurostris
Lineage: Eukaryota; Metazoa; Arthropoda; Insecta; Diptera; Culicidae
Gene: Ets98B
Product: DNA-binding protein D-ETS-4
Exons: 5
Coding region: 674-2263 (529 amino acids)
Biological process (GO): regulation of transcription by RNA polymerase II; cell differentiation
Cellular component (GO): nucleus
Molecular function (GO): DNA-binding transcription factor activity, RNA polymerase II-specific; sequence-specific DNA binding
Source: RefSeq, a predicted model, not a curated record